Messenger RNA from Drosophila takahashii, 522 nucleotides. The record is from RefSeq and is a predicted model, not a curated record. NCBI's taxonomy places the organism in Eukaryota, Metazoa, Arthropoda, Insecta, Diptera, Drosophilidae.
AUGUCCAUCUGUCUGUCUGUCCGUAUGAGCACUGGGACCACUGGGAAUACAAUAGUCUUCCAGAAGGGCAACAUUCAGUUUGUCCUCGAGUCCCUGGAAACGAAUUGUGAUCACGACUAUGUGGAGUAUUUUCAUAAGGUGCCCGGCUCGAAACUUCUAUACAGUUUUCGUGUGGUAAAACUGGCCCCUGCUUUUACCAUUAAUAUUACCAUGAAAGUGGUAAAAACUCAAAGGAUUUUCUACAGUGUGGAAAAUAUUAAGGGCUGUGACUUUUUGAAUAAUCCUGUGCUAUUUAAAAUGUUUGGCGAGACCUACAAACGGCUGGUGGUCAAUGGCAGUUACUUUAAGUGUCCCAUCAAGCCGAAGGUUUACCUUAUUAAAAAUGACGGUUUGAUGACAAUGGUUCCUAGCAUUCAUCCACCAGAAAGCUUUCAACUAUCGGUGCGGAUCAGAAUGGGAGAAAGUCGACAGCCGUUCGUUAUGGAAAUGUUGUGGAAAUAUAAAAUUGUACGCAUUAAAUAA